CAAUGUCUUACCUCAGUCCAAUAUGACCUCGAAUCCAUACAAUCCGAGAAAGGAUCAAUGGACGACAGGGACAUAUUCUGCCGCCGCGGCUUUUGUGCCUCAGUUGACACAAAAGCUUGUACAAUACCUUGAUCCGCAACCAACUGAUAGAAUCAUCGACGUCGGCUGUGGUGAUGGCAAAUUCACAGCCAAUCUCCUGAACAGAGUCGCUUACGUUUAUGGCAUCGAUGCGUCCUCCUCAUUUAUCGAGGCCGCGCAGAAUGAUUUUGGUUCCUCAAAAGCAAUGUUCAAAGUCGUGGACUGCAGGCGUCUUGAGCAGGAUCCUCACGUAAUGAAAGGAGGGUGGGAUAAGGUGGUGUCGAAUGCGGCGCUCCAGUAUAUCCUGCGUGAUCCAAAUACGCGCAUGCAUACUUUGGAAGCGUGCUUCAAAUCCUUGCGGCCCGGAGGAACAUUUGUCUUCGAGAUGGGUGGUGCUGGCAAUGUCGCUGAAGCAGCAGCUGCGAUGACGAGCGCUUUGAAGCAUUCCGGCGCCUCCAUAGAAGAGGCUCGAGAUGCUAGCCCGUGGUUCUUUCCCUCACAGACAUGGAUGGAAACUGUGUUGACGCAGAUUGGCUUUCAUAUUGAGAAACUUGAGGUGGAGUAUCGUCCUACGAAGCUGGAACAAGGCCCAGGUGGCGGCUUGGAUGGUUGGCUAAGACUGAUAUGUGCCGGCAUGUUGGACAGGGUUCCCGAGCCCAAGAGAGAUUCUGUGGUGAAAGAGGUAUGUGACGUACUACGUGAUGUGGUCACCAGAGAAGAUGGCAGUCAGUGGCUUGGAUUUGUCAGGUUGAGGUGUGUUGCAAGGAAGCCGCAUUAGCACAGCUGAAGUAAGCGAGGCACAAUCAUUCCACGCCGGUGCUUUCAUCCUUACUUCACAUCUGUCCUGGAUAUGUCUCCCUUCUUCUAUCUUAUCAGACCCCGGAAUGAGGUAUGUAGCGUACAAGUCAACACCAGAGCUGUUGUCCUCGAGCUGGCAUCUUCAGCUGAGCUACCUCAA
Molecule: messenger RNA, 1036 nt
Organism: Exophiala xenobiotica
Lineage: Eukaryota; Fungi; Ascomycota; Eurotiomycetes; Chaetothyriales; Herpotrichiellaceae
Exons: 3
Coding region: 23-856 (277 amino acids)
Source: RefSeq, a predicted model, not a curated record